This is a messenger RNA of Coregonus sp. 'balchen', 12059 nucleotides long. The record is from the annotation of a GenBank genome assembly. NCBI's taxonomy places the organism in Eukaryota, Metazoa, Chordata, Actinopteri, Salmoniformes, Salmonidae.
AUGUCAGGUGGUGCGAGCUUCAUGAGCAAGGUGCGGUCUGCCUUUAGGAAGGAGCCAGAGAACUGGGACCUGAGCGACACCGCACCCUUUGACCUCUCCGGUGACGAACUCGUGGAGGAUGAAGCGCCCAAAUUCAACAAACUCAAAGUGGUGGUUUCCGGUGAGAUGGAGGACUACGCAGCCGGGGCAUCGUCGAACGGCGUCGCGGUGAACACAGUGGUGGUGGACGAUGACGACUCGCUGCUCGACUCGUCCUCAGGGAGCUUGGGGAGCCCCAGUGUCAACAUGGACCGGUUGCAGUGUGAGAGCUGCACGAGGAAGAGAGAGGGGGUUAAACGGAGGAGAGUGAUGAAGAAGUUGGUGUGCGCCUCUGUGUUGUAUUUCCUCUUCAUGAUUGGAGAACUGAUAGGUGAGCAGACAAGACACACACUACACUAGUCUGUUGCAGUACUGACUACAGACUCUCAUUAUACACUGCUAGUACUGUGAUGUUAAAGCUGUGGCCUUCAAGUUCCAAUCAAAUCAAUUUAGUAUGAUGUUUGGAGCAUUGACUUCCAAGUUCCAAUCUGAAGUAGCCUGAGUAGACCUACUCACUAUCGCUGGUCCUGGAGAGGUACUGAGUGUGCACUGCAAGCCCAGCACUAGAGCACACCUGAUCUCACUAACCAACUAAUCAUCAACACCUUUUAUUAGGUGAAUUAAGAGUGUUGGUGAUGGGCUGGAACUAAAGUCUGCACAGUGCACUCCCUGUAGCUCUCCAGGACCAGGGCUGGGGACAGCUGUAGACUGUACUCAGUAGUUGCUUUUCAGAUCCUAAAUCUCCCACAUCAACAUUGUGAUUGGAUCUGUAAUCUUAGUCGGUCAUACCUGUCCCACCUCAUACCUGGCCCCAGGUGAAGAGUUGAGGAAUGUUCAACACAUGGUGGUAUUAGCAUACAUGUACCUGUACAAUCACCUGCUGGCGUAACAAUACACACAUAUACCUGUGAUGAGAAACGUAAUGUGUGCUUGAUCAUGUUCUGAGAAAUACCAGUAUUGAUUUAACUAACAGCUAGCUCUGUAUCUGUGUGUCUGUAGGUGGAAAUGUAGCUAACAGCUAUCUGUGUAGGUUAUAAUGUAGGUCAGGGAUAGGCAACUUUGAUGGGGGUGGGGGCCACAAAAUCUGAAGUCAUCAUGAGAGGCCGCAGUGGCUCGCGGGUCUGCGUACCAACAUCCAUCCAUACCCACACAUGCAGUCGGAGCCGGCCCUAGCCUUUUGGGGGCCCUAAGUUAAAUUCUGUUGGUGAUAUUCUAUUACGAUCACGUAUUUAAUGUCUAUCUGUGUGUCUCUAGGUGGUUAUGUAGCUAACAGUCUGGCCAUAAUGACUGAUGCUCUCCACAUGUUAACUGACCUGAUUGGGAUAGUGGUAUCUCUACUGGCGUUGUGGCUGUCUGCUAAACCACCCACCAACAGAUUCACCUUCGGACUGCAUCGCCUGGGUACGUUACUGUUACUGCUCUCCUCUUGUUCCAGAAAGAUCCACUUUCUAGAUCUGUCAUAUUUUGGAGAUGGAAAGUGUGAGGUCAGCAGUGUUCUGAUCCUGUAUCUCACGUUUCUCUCCUCAGACUGUGUAAGGAAAGUGACCUUGUGAUUGAAAAGCUCAGAGAGGUUUCUGCUGUUUUAGAGCCUCCUGUUUAAUAGAUGCAGACAGUAAACUGUUACCAUAUUACAUUCAGCUGUCCAGUAUAAACGUUUGGGUACAUUAUUUGCUAUAGUCUAAUCUGUCUCUCUCCCCCCCCCCCCCAUAGAGGUGGUCUCAGCCGGUAUCAGUGUGUUACUCAUUUACAUCCUAACGGGGGUGUUGUUGAACGAGGCGGUGCAGAGAACUGUCAGUCAGGACUUUGAUAUCAACGGAGAUGCCAUGCUCAUCACUGCAGCUGUGGGGGUCGCUGUCAACCUAGUGUGAGUAGCUGAGUACACACAACUGCAUGCACACACAGACGGAGAGAGCAGUCAUUUUGCACCCGACAGUGGGGAGGUGAGGAGGGAGGGAUUCCUGAUUCCAGUUAGAGUGAAUGAAUGAUAAAGCUUUAUGACAUGUAUGAUGAUAUGUCAUAAACUACUGCAGUCCAAAGGUCCACUCCUCUCCACUUCGCACUACAAAAUGACUUUGCAAUUGUGUGACUCAGUUGGUUAGAGCCUGGCGUGUAGUGUUGUUGUUGAUGAUAAGUGGCGUGUGUAGAGUGUUGUUGAUAAGCGUGGCGUGUGGAAAAUGUGUUGAUAAGCGUGGCGUGUGGAAAAUGUGUUGAUAAGCGUGGUGUAACGGUUUUGACUUGAGGUAUUUAUAGGGGUGCCAGGUAGGUUGUGCCUACCAGAGAAAGCAUGGGUUUCUCCUUUUAGUUCGGGAGGGAAUGAGUCCCCUCUGGUCCGUCAAGUCACACCAAUACAAAGGACUUAGGUAAAAGUCAAGAUGGAAAUAUACUUUUCAUAAACCCCUUAAAACCUUGGAAAGAACUUCAAACAAGUGUAUUCUUUUGCUUGGUUGUAUUCACAACAUAAAUGAUCACCCCCACCCACACACAACAAUAUAACAAAUCAAUGCACUUAUCUUCAUUUAGAAAUGUCCUGUACCUCGGGCAUAAAAAGAGUCCAGCCCGGUAAAUAAGUUCCGUGGCUCAAGUGCCCUUAGUCCCGCAACGCUUGUCCGUAGCAUAAACCCAGUAUAUUCAUACACUCAAAAUAACACUUAUUUUGUAACACAACUAUAAAGCGUAUCAAAGACUACCCAAAGAAUAAUACGUCCUCACAACUACAUAAAUCACAGUAUACAUCACCCCAAACAAAUGAAAUACCGUAUACAAAAAGUUGUAGUCAGUCGGUCAGUCAGACAAUCCGUCAACAGCCCUCCAGCGGAGGAAAGGCCACGAAAACCAACGGAGAGUUGUAAUCCACAGACGCACAGAGUGGAUCCAAUCCUGGGUAAGCUCGCUUUAAGGCCACAAAACACACUGUAAGGCCACAAAACAACGUAAUGGCGAAGCUUCAUGAACUGAAGGUAGUACACAUCCUCAUUCAGGUCUCAAUCACCACUUUCCUUUUGCGCAGCUGAUGCUGGCUAUUUAAUGGGGAAUUAAAGGGGAAGCGCCCUAUUAGAAGGAGAAGCCUUGAGACGGUUCAGAAAUAUUCAGGGCCGUCACACACCCCCUCCCCUGGAAAAAGCCGACCAUUGCCCGGGAAGGCAGAUCUUGGUCGGGGAAACCGAGAAAGGUCUCCUCAUCACUUUCCUCUACAAAAAUAUUCAUUACUUUUUGGCGCUCACGCUCCUCAGCUGAGGGGUCACAGGCAUUAAGCCGUGAGACUUCUGGGUCUGGGAAUCCGAGAAAAGUCUCCUUACUUUCCUCUUCAAAGAUCUCCAGGACCUUGCGGCGCUCAAUCUCCUCCAAUUCCUCAGCCGAGGGGUAACAGGCCUUAAGGCGUGAGACAUGGACAACGCGCAUAUCUUCACCUGUGUCCUCUUUCACCACUCGGUAGUUCAAAGGGCCCACCUGCUCCACAAUCCUAUAUGGUCCUUGCCAUUUAGGAGCGAGCUUGGCCGAGAAGAAUUGUUCAGCUUUCGAGUAAGGAUGAGAGCGAAGCCACACCCGAUCACGAAGCUGGAACUGCUGGUCUCGUCUGUUCUUAUCAUAAUUUUUCUUCUGCUUGAGUCGAGCCUGGAUCAUGUUCCUUGAGACAAGAGCUCUCAAGUCGUGGAGAUGGACUACCUGGUCAUAGCAAGCCGCGUCUGGAGUAAGCUGCUGGGGCUGUAGCACCAUAUCCAAGGGUCCUCGGAGGAGACGACUUAGGUUCAGCUCUGCAGGUGUGACUCCAGUGGACUCUUGCACAGCAGAAUUCAGGGCAAAUCGAAACUCGUGAAGGUGCUUGUCCCAGUGUUUGUGCUGGGUCCCUACAUAGGAAGCAACCAUGGUCUUCAAGGUUCGAUUUACUCUCUCAGUGAGGUUGGUCUGUGGGUGAUAGGCUGUGGUCAACUUCUGUCUCAGGUUCCAUCUUUGGCAGGUCUCUCCAAAGAGAUCAGAGACAAAUUGGGAACCUCGAUCAGACAGAAUGUAAUCAGGCACUCCCCAGCGAGUCAGGAUCUCUCUCGUAAGGAUGUUAGAGACGGUCCUCGCUGUGGCCUGACGCAGGGCAAAGAGCUCAACCCACUUGGAAUAGUAAUCAACAAAAACAAGCAUGUACACAUUCUGAUUGGAGCUUCUAGGAAAUGGACCCAUCAAAUCCACUCCUAACAUUUCCCAAGGUCGGGUAACCACAGUUUGCUGCAACUUGCCAGCAGGUUUUCUACCUUCCGGUUUGUACAUUUGACAAACCUGACAUUUUCGGAUAUGUGAUUUCACAUCCAUGCUCAGAUGUGGCCAGUACAGUAAUGCUUGCAAACGUUUGUAGGUUUUGAACCUGCCCAAAUGACCAGCUAAUGGGUCUUCAUGGAAAUGUUGAAGCAGUUGAAGGCGUAGAGUUUCAGGUAUGUACAUUUGGUAGAGUGUUCUGUGAGGUAGUUGUACAACUCGGUAGACUUUGUCUUCAAUGAUGGUCAGCUUUGUGGUAGGGUUGACCAUCUUUUCUUCAUCUUCCAGGAUAGUCUGGUACAAAGCCUGUACUUCGGGAUCGUCCUGUUGGGCUUUCCAAAUGACCUCAUCAGAGAUGGGCAAGUCAGUUUUGGGUGAGUCUCGACUGCUAGACAGGACAGUAGCACAUGUAAGAUGAGGGCCACCAUUACCACAAGCAGGAGCUCUGGAUAAGGCAUCUGGAACAGUGUUGUAUUUUCCUUUCCUGUAUUCUACGGCAAAGGUGAACUCUUGCAACCGUAGAGCCCAUCUGAUGAGCCUGGUGCUUGGUUUGUUGGUCUUGAACACCCACACAAGGGAGGAAUGGUCAGUGACCACAGUGAAGUGUCUUCCCUCCAGGUAGUACCUCCACUUUUCCAAAGCCCAGACAACUGCAAGGCACUCUUGCUCGGUUGUGGAGUAGUUCCGUUCUGCUCCAUUCAAUGUCCGACUGGCGAACGCUAGCACUUCUUCAGUACCAAGUCCAGUCUGUUGGACUAGGACAGCACCAAGUCCAACAUCACUUGCAUCAGUGUAAACAACAAAAGGGAAAUCAAAGUUGGGAUGACCCAAAAUGGGAGGGGUGACGAGGUGUCGUUUCAGGGUUUCAAAGGAGUUCUGGCACUCUGCCGUCCAUCGGAAUUUCGCUCCUUUUCGCUUCAACCCGUUGAGGGGUUCUGCCACCUGGGAGAAGUUCCACACAAACCGAUGGUACCAUCCAGCCAUCCCAAGGAACCGUUGAAGGGCCUUGAGUGUGGUUGGCACAGGGAAGUCUUGUACAGCCUUGGUCUUUUCAGGAUCCACAUGAAUACCAUCACAAGACACAAUAUGGCCAAGGAACUUCAGGGAGGUUUGGCAGAAGUUGCUCUUCUUCAUGUUCACUGUCAGACCAGCUUCUCUUAGCUUGUCCAACACUGCUUGAAGGUCUUGAAAGUGUUGCUCUCUGUUCUGGGAGUAGAUAAUUAUAUCGUCCAGGUAGACGAAACAUAUCUUCCCUUUGAGCCCACCUAACGCAAUCUCCAUGAGUCUUUGGAAAGUGGCAGGUGCAUUCUUUAAUCCAAAAGGCAUCACCUUAAAGGAAAACAAGCCCUCAGCACAGACAAAAGCAGUCUUGUCCUUGCUUUCCUGGUCCAUCUCAACCUGCCAAUAGCCACUAUUGAGGUCAAGGGUAGUGAACACAACCGCGCCAGACAAUGACUCCAGGAUCUCGUGGAUGGUGGGAAGAGGAUAGGCAUCAGUCUGGGAAACAUUGUUGGUCUUCCUAUAGUCCACACAAAAUCUAAGACCACCGGUCUUUUUUGGAAUGAGGACAACAGGAGCAGCCCAGGGAGAGGAGGAACGUUCUAUUAUAUCUUGUGUCAACAUAUCAUUAAUGAGUCCCUUUUGGAUGAUUAGCUUCGCUGGGGACAAACGAUAUGGCUUUUGCUUGAUCGGCAUUUCCUGUGUAAGGAAUAUUUUGUGCUUCAGGAGUCCGGUGCGUCCUAACUUUGAAGUACACACAUCGGCAUUAUUCUGCAACUGUUCCAACAGCCUUAACUCCUCUGGCUGUUCCAGCUGAGCUCUUCUUACAGCCUGUAAAAGGAGAUCCUCAGAAGGAUUAUCCAGUGUUAGUGGUACCGUAGCAACGGCAGAGAAGACUGCCACAUUUAGACCCCAAUCAUGUAACUUUGUAACUUCUGAUUGGAAGAAAUGCUUCUUGCUCGGAUUGUUUGGAAACCAGUAGCAAUUGUGUGCGAUAUCAAUCUGGACACCACUGAAGUACAUGAAAUCAAUUCCCAACACGACAGGAAAAGCAAGGUUCUUGGUUUGCAGGAUAACCGAAGGAAUCAUAUAGGAGCGGUUACACAGGCGGAACUCCACCUCACUCCAUCCAAGUGGUCGUUUAGCCUCACCGUCAGCCAGAUACAGUGGACCUUCUGUCCACGGCUUCAAAUUGUAUUUUGGACCUUCAACCUCCUUCCACAGUUUCUCAUUGAGCAGUGUGUAGGAUGACCCGGUGUCCAGGAUGGCUCUUCCUGUCCAUGGGCCUAUGGACAGGGGUAACACCAGCUGGUGUGGUAUUAACUGAAAGGAAGGGGAUGUCGGCGGGGGGGCGUAGGCAGUGACUCUUGAGGUUUCAGCUCUGGUCAAAGCACCCAGAGUAGGAUGGUCGUUCCUGCGAAGUGUGUUAGGGGUGUUGGCCUGUUGUGAUUUGUAGUUUCUGGAAGGGUUUACUGGAUACGGUCUUGGACAUGUAGCUGAAGAAUGUCCCUUUUGGCUACAUCUCCAACAGAACAUGGGAGGGGUCUUGGCUGGAGACUCUGGCUGUGGUUGAUGAUCUGGCUUGGGUAACUGUCUGGGUGUCUGUUUCUUUCUCUGUUCAUAUUGCUGUUGGCAUUCUCUGUCCUUCUCGAACUGCUGUCCCAGGCGAACCAGUCCAUCGACAGUGGUGACUCUUUCUCUGAGUUGACUGGCUAGUAGUGGGUUGAUGUUCUUCAAGAUCAACUUAAUGACCUCUUCCUCCUCAAUGCCAGGUUUCCACCUUCUGCACAGGGAGUGGUAACCGUAUGCAAAGUCACGGAUAUUCUCAUUCUCCCUUUGCACUCGAUUCCUGACUCUGUCUGCCAGCUCAUCUGUGUAGUCCUCAGACAGAAAUGCAGAGGAAAACUUGGCCUCAAAGUCAGCCCAGGAGGUAGUGGUGAGACGUGCCACAUCCCACCAGUCUCGAGCUGUCCCAUGCAACACAUUCCUCAAUGUGGCAAGGAGUUCUUCGUCAGCCAGGGGAUUGAGGGCAAGAAAGUCAUGACAUCUUUCCAGAUACAUUAGCGGAUCAGGACUGUCAUCCUUUUUCCCAAAGGUGGGAAAUUGCAAUUUAAUGGGCAUCGCUCCCACAUGACGUCUACUCAAAUCACCAUGAACAAAAGAGCUAGGAGGGAUUGAGGAAGUAGAGGGUGAGGGAGUUAUGGGACCAUGAAAAUGAACACCAGGAUGCAUGGUGGAUUGCAUCCUGCAAGGGGUGGCUGCAGCAUGGCCUUGUCUUGGCUGUUCUGAGGUGCCCGCUUGGCCCUCAGUGGUCUGAACAGAAGUGGACACAAGAGAAGCUCUGUGCAAGGAGUUGUGCCUAAUGGAGGCCAUGUCAACAGACACAUCAUCCAACAUUUUAACACAAUUAGAGAGUGCUGUCUGCAAGUGGUCUACAGUGUUAACCAGGGGAGAAAAUACAGAAUUGACGUCCUUGAGGACCUCAGUGUGAUGAUGUUGCAGGCGCCACUGGAGAGUGGCAGUGAGUUGGCUUUGUUGGUAGUCAAACUGCCUGUCCAUGGCACCAGUAAUUUCCUGUCUUCCACUCUCACUGAGCUCUGUCAGAGUGUGAGUUAGAGUACUCAGUGAGUUUCUGAAUUCCAUGGCACUCUGUUGUUGCUCUACACUCAGACAUUUGAAUUUAUGAUGGAUUAGAGUUUGGAGAUGUUGUUGAGUCUUACGAAUAUCAAGGAUGUCACCUUGAAGUUGUAAGACUACAACCUCUGGAGAUAAACCAGACAAUGGAGUAAGAUUGGGCGUCAGAGGGAGGGCUAGCUCAGUACCUUCACACAGAUCCAUGUCAAUAAGUGAGUUACUAGUUAGACCUGUGGCCUGUGGUCCAGACUGAGCAUUUAGAUUCCCAGGGCUCUGGCCCACAUCAACUCCAUUAUUUCCAUUCACAUUAUGAUUUGUAUUGUUGGCUCGGUAGUCAGAAUGGCCCUGUGUAUUCCCAUUGACAGGUAGGCUAUGGAUGAGCACAUUUUCUUGUAGUGAAUCCAUUAUUUUAAUUCCACUCAAAAGAUUUGCUUUGGUUAGUUCUCAAUGUUGAGGUCCCAGCUGGGGUGCCAUUUUUUAUGUAACGGUUUUGACUUGAGGUAUUUAUAGGGGUGCCAGGUAGGUUGUGCCUACCAGAGAAAGCAUGGGUUUCUCCUUUUAGUUCGGGAGGGAAUGAGUCCCCUCUGGUCCGUCAAGUCACACCAAUACAAAGGACUUAGGUAAAAGUCAAGAUGGAAAUAUACUUUUCAUAAACCCCUUAAAACCUUGGAAAGAACUUCAAACAAGUGUAUUCUUUUGCUUGGUUGUAUUCACAACAUAAAUGAUCACCCCCACCCACACACAACAAUAUAACAAAUCAAUGCACUUAUCUUCAUUUAGAAAUGUCCUGUACCUCGGGCAUAAAAAGAGUCCAGCCCGGUAAAUAAGUUCCGUGGCUCAAGUGCCCUUAGUCCCGCAACGCUUGUCCGUAGCAUAAACCCAGUAUAUUCAUACACUCAAAAUAACACUUAUUUUGUAACACAACUAUAAAGCGUAUCAAAGACUACCCAAAGAAUAAUACGUCCUCACAACUACAUAAAUCACAGUAUACAUCACCCCAAACAAAUGAAAUACCGUAUACAAAAAGUUGUAGUCAGUCGGUCAGUCAGACAAUCCGUCAACAGCCCUCCAGCGGAGGAAAGGCCACGAAAACCAACGGAGAGUUGUAAUCCACAGACGCACAGAGUGGAUCCAAUCCUGGGUAAGCUCGCUUUAAGGCCACAAAACACACUGUAAGGCCACAAAACAACGUAAUGGCGAAGCUUCAUGAACUGAAGGUAGUACACAUCCUCAUUCAGGUCUCAAUCACCACUUUCCUUUUGCGCAGCUGAUGCUGGCUAUUUAAUGGGGAAUUAAAGGGGAAGCGCCCUAUUAGAAGGAGAAGCCUUGAGACGGUUCAGAAAUAUUCAGGGCCGUCACAGUGGCGUGUGUAGAGUGUUGUUGAUGAUGGUAAGUGGCGUGUGUAGAGUGUUGUUGAUGAGCGUGGCGUGUGUAAAUUGUGUUGAUGAGCGGGGCGUGUGUUGAUGAGCGUGGCGUGUGUAGAGUGUUGUUGAUGAGCGGGGCGUGUGUUGAUGAGCGUGGCGUGUGUAGAGUGUUGUUGAUGGUAAGUGCCGUGUGUAAAUUGUGUUGAUGAGCGUGGUGUGUGUAAAGUGUGUUGAUGAGCGUGGCGUGUGUAAAGUGUGUUGAUGAGCGUGGUGUGUGUGUAGAGUGUUGUUGAUGAUGGUAAGUGGCGUGUGGAAAGUGUGUUGAUGAGUGUGGCGUGUGUAAAGUGUAGAUGAUUGAUAGUGUAGUGAGUGUAGCCUCAAUCAUCUAUAGUAAUGAUUAAACGUAGUAGUCCAAGAUUAAACGGCCACAAGAAGUUAAAAGCAAACUGACAAACCUCUCUCUUAUUUAUUUCUAUAGUAUGGGUUUCCUCCUGAACCAGACCGGUAACGGUCACCUCCACUCCCACGGGGGUCAUGGUCACUCCCACGGGGGUCCCCCUCCACCCUCACACGGCCAUGGCCACAGCCACGGUGGCGCCCCAGCCCAGGGGCAGCAGGGUCCCCAGGGCAGCCUGGCGGUCAGGGCAGCCUUCAUCCAUGCACUGGGAGACCUGGUCCAGAGUAUAGGGGUCCUCAUCGCUGCCUACAUCGUACGCUUCAAGGUAGGCUGGAACGUCAGACCUGGGAGCAGGAAGAGGGGUUAAAGAUCCAUUGAUUUUGUAACUGUUGUUUUAAUGUUGAAGGGAUGAAUGGGAUAGUUUAAGGGCUUUCUGGGUCGGGCCAGGGUCGUGUUCAUUAGCCCAUGCAACAGAAAACGUUUUAAAACAUUUUGCAAUGGAAAACUCAAUUUACCGUUUCUUAUUCGGGUUUCCCAAACUCGGUCCUGGGGCCCCCCCCCCACGGGAGCACGUUUUGGCUUUGUACCUACGGUCCUGGGGCCCCCCCCCCCCUGGGUGCACAUUUUGGUUUUUGCCCUAGCACUACACAACUGAUUCAAAUAAUCAAAGCUUGAUGGUGUUUAUUUGAAUCAGCUGUGUAGUGCUAGGGCAAAACACAAAACAUGCACCCAGGGGGAGCCCCAGGAUCGAGUUGGGGAAACCCUGCCUUAUUGGACGAGUCCACAUAGUUCCUUUCUGUUUGUCUGUUUCUUUCAGUUUGGUACCUAACAAACAUGACCCAGCUGAGUUAGAUUGACCUGAUAUCUAACCUUUGACCUUUGCCCCCCUAGCCAGAGUACAAGCUGGCGGACCCCAUCUGUACCUACAUCUUCUCUAUCCUGGUGCUGUUCACUACGAUACGCAUCAUACGAGACACGGGAGUCAUCGUCCUCGAGGGUGAGAGAACGGCUACAUGUAUUACAGUUCAUAUAUUAAUUAGCCUAUAUGUGUACUGUAUAUGAUUUAGAUCAGUGGUUCUCAAUCCUGGUCCUGGGGGCCUAAAGGGGUGCACAUGUUUGUUUUUGCCCCCUAGCACUCACACACUUGAUUCAACUAAUGAACUCAUCAAGCCUUUGAUUUGCCAGGGCAAAAGCAAAAAUGUGUACCCCUUUGGGUCCGCAGGACCAGGAAUAGGAACCACUGAUCUAGAUCAUACCAUAAUGUCCUGGAGGGACGGAGAUAAGCUACAUUAUCAUCAUACUUCUGCUCACCAGACAGAUCUACUGUGAGAGAGAGAGCUAAAACACAGUUUCAAUUGCUUAAUCUGGAGCUGUAAAAACGUCCCAUAGUGUUUAAAUAAUAGUAGAUUGUUCUCAUGCUAUGAAUGGGACAAGUCUUUCGCUAGCAACGUACUGGACAUGGCAACAAGACUGGCUAGAGAGACGAGCAAAACAAUGUUAACGUUCUGAGUUUCAUGAAACUUAGUGUGUUUUACUCAGUGGUGUAAAGUAUUUAAGUAAAGAUUCUUUAAAAUACUACUUAAGUUGUUUUUUCAGGUAUUUGUACCUUACUUUACUAUUUAUAUUUUUGACUACGGUACUCAAGUAGACGUGUACUGGGUGACUUUUACUUGUACUUGAGUCAUUUUCUAUUAAGGUACAUUUACUUUCACUCAAGUAUGACAAUUGGGUACUUUUUCUACUGUUAGGGGCACCCAGGCAUGUGGACGUUCAGCGAAUCAGAGAAGACCUUCUGAAGUUGGAGGACGUCCAAUCAGUGGACGAGCUCAACGUGUGGGCGUUAACCGGCGACAAGACCACCGCCCUCGCACACCUGCAGCUUUGUGAGUGACCUUUGACAUUCCUCUCCUUUGUUAGUUGUACACAUGGUAUGUGGAGUGCAUUCUGUUGAUAGGUUUAGGAACACUACACUCUGGUUGUAUCUCAAUUAGUCUUUCUGUGAUUCUUCACAUCCUAUGUCCUCGAACCCUUCUCAGCUGUAUUGGAGAUGUUCUAAGGUCCUUCCCCCUCGGACCUAAUUCUCCAAUGAAUUUUAACAAGGUGUCGAGAGAGGAUGUGAGGAAUCGAGGAAAGAUAAAUGAAGAAAGAGCCACUGUCCUAACCCGAUUUCUGUUUGUAUUGUGCUUCUAGCGCCCUCUAGUGCCAGUGCGUGGGAGGACGUGCAGGCCAAGGCCAGACACCUGUUGAUACACACCUACGGCCUGACCAGGUGCACUGUGCAGGUCCAGACACACAGAAACAGGGCUACACACACCUGCACACGCUGCCGAGAGUCCACCGCAUAG